Molecule: messenger RNA, 1191 nt
Organism: Dictyostelium purpureum
Lineage: Eukaryota; Evosea; Eumycetozoa; Dictyosteliales; Dictyosteliaceae
Exons: 2
Coding region: 1-1191 (396 amino acids)
Cellular component (GO): cytoplasm
Molecular function (GO): electron-transferring-flavoprotein dehydrogenase activity; flavin adenine dinucleotide binding
Source: RefSeq, a predicted model, not a curated record
AUGAUUUCAAUUUUAUUACCAAUCAUUUUUUUUGUAGCACAUUAUGCAAUGUCUAUUGUAUUUGGUUUAUAUAAAAUAUUUUUAACAAUAAUAAAAUAUAAAAAUAUAAUAUAUUCCGCAUUAUUUAAUAAAAUACCAAUUGAAGAUAGAAAAAAAGUUGUAAUUAUUGGUGGUGGAUUUUCAGGUAGUAUUGUAGCACAGAAAUUAGAGAAUGAUUAUCAAGUAACAUUAAUUGAUACAAAAGAUUUCUUUGAGUUUACACCAAGUAUUCUUAGAACUAUUGUCGAACCAACUCAUGUCAGAAGAAUUCAGGUAUUACAUUCACAUUAUUUAAAGCAUACAAAUGUUGUUCAAAAAGAAGUGUUAGGAGUUCAAAGAAAUGAAGUAGUAUUGGAUGAUCGUACAGUAGAGUUUGACUAUUUAGUAAUUAAUUCAGGUUCAAGUUAUAAUUCACCAUUUAAGGAAUCUAGCGUAGUUUCAUCAGCACGUGCAAAUACAUUACGUGAGAACUACUAUCACAUUAGAAAAUUAAAAAAGAUAUUAAUUAUUGGUGGCGGUAUUGUAGGUGUAGAGUUAGCAGCAGAAAUAGUCGAUCAUUUUAGAGGCAAAGAAGUCACUAUCGUUCAUUCUCAAUCACGUCUUAUGAAUCGAUUCCCAAAGAAAGCUAUUCGUUAUACCGAAGAAUUUUUACAAUCUCGUGGUGUACGUUUAAUCUAUAACGAGCGUGUUAUGGAGCAUCGUGGUAAUGUUUUUAUCACUGACCAAGGAAGUGAAAUUGAAGCCGAUCAAGCUUUUCUCUGUACAGGUAUCAUCCCAAAUUCAGGUUUCAUAAAGAAUAGUUACCCAGAUGCCAUCUCUGAAUUUGGUUAUAUUAAAGCAAACGAUCAACUUCAAAUGUCUGGUUUGACCUACUAUCGUAAUAUUUUUGUAUCUGGUGAUGUUUUACAUGUUCGUGAAGAAAAAUUAGCACAAACUGCCGAAUGUACUGCUAGUAUCGUUGUAAAUAAUAUAAAUGCUAUCGAACAUAGAGCUGAAAAUAAAAUGCAAUCCUAUAAACCUUUCUCUAAACCUGUAUUAAUCAGUCUUGGAAAAUAUUCUGCAAUUUUUGUUUAUAAAGAUUGGGCACUUACUGGUUUUAUUCCUGCAAUUUUAAAAAUAGCUGUUGAAUUUAAAACAAUGGUUAGAUAUUAA